Molecule: messenger RNA, 498 nt
Organism: Echinococcus granulosus
Lineage: Eukaryota; Metazoa; Platyhelminthes; Cestoda; Cyclophyllidea; Taeniidae
Product: Sorting nexin-1
Exons: 4
Coding region: 1-498 (165 amino acids)
Biological process (GO): early endosome to Golgi transport
Cellular component (GO): endosome membrane; endosome
Molecular function (GO): phosphatidylinositol binding
Source: RefSeq, a predicted model, not a curated record
AUGUCAUCAUAUGUUGUCUAUGCUGUUAAAACCAUGACUAACAUGUCGUGCUUUAAGAAUUCCAAUAUGUGUGUUCAUCGUCGUUUUUCGGAUUUCCUUGGUCUGUAUGAGAAGUUAAAAAUGAAAUACAUUCCACAGGGGCUGAUUAUACCUUGUCCUCCAGAAAAGAAUAUGCUCGGCACCACAAAGAUGCGUCUUUCAAAGAGCAGUUUUGCUGAUUCGGACUUCAUUGAGAAACGCAGGGUUUCUCUUGAAUGUUUUUUGCAUAGAAUUGUAAACCACCCCAUUUUAAUAAGUGAUCACAAUGUUCGUGAAUUUUUGGAACUUGAAAACGAACUUCCUCGGUAUUCCAGCGCUCAAUCGCUUUCUGGUGUAGCAGCUAUGAAAUUCCUGAAGAAUGUUGGUGAAGCUGUUGGAAAGCUUACAUUUAGAAUGGAUGAAGUCGAUGAGGUUAGUGCUCAACUUCCAUUAUAUUUGCGUCUUCGGUGCCUAUUCUGA